CGUGCAGCGGAAGCCAGUCCAUGCUGCUCUGACUUUGAUCUGAAACAUGUCCGUCCUAUAGCACGUUACUAUUAGCAGUUUCUCAGCAUGUCUCUUCCAUUUUUGCGAGCGGUUGUGUCACGUCAAUGUUGCCGACCUACCUUGAAGGGUCUGUCGCUGCAGCGUCUUCUUCAAAGCGGACGCUCCUCCGUGACAGCCCAGGUUCUGCCAGCGGCUGCUUCGGUGCCCAACGCAGCCACUAAUCGCAUUGUCGGGAGAUGGCUGGUGGGUUGCAGCGGCUUGGUGGUUGGAGCCGUGGUCCUUGGUGGAGUCACCAGGCUGACCGAAUCAGGUCUGUCCAUGGUGGACUGGCACCUGGUCAAAGAGAUGAAACCCCCACAGACAGAUGCUGAGUGGGAAGCAGAGUUCCAGAAGUACCAGCAGUACCCAGAGUUUAAAAUACUGAACCAUAACAUGACCCUAUCAGAGUUCAAGGCCAUCUUCUACAUGGAGUGGGGACAUCGCAUGUGGGGCCGGCUGGUGGGGCUGGCCUACAUUCUGCCCAUGGUGUAUUUCUGGAGGAGGGGCUACUUCACACGCUCCAUGAAGGGAUGCGUACUGGGUCUCUCCGGUCUGGUCACAUUCCAGGGCCUGCUCGGCUGGUACAUGGUAAAGAGUGGCUUGGAGGAUAAACCGGAGUCCUACGACGUGCCACGUGUAAGCCAGUACCGACUAGCUGCUCAUCUGGGCUCAGCGCUCCUGCUGUACUGUGCCAGCCUCUGGACGGGGCUGUCCCUGCUGUUGCCCGCACAGAAGCUGCCAGACUCACGCCAUCUUUCCAUGCUCCGUCGGUUCGCCCGUGGGACAGGAGGGCUGGUCUUCCUCACAGCCCUCUCAGGGGCAUUUGUGGCUGGCCUGGAUGCUGGCCUGGUCUACAACUCCUUCCCCAAGAUGGCUGAUCGCUGGAUCCCCGACGACCUGCUGGCCUUCUCCCCCAUGCUCAGGAACUUCUUUGAGAACCCCACCACAGUGCAGUUUGACCACCGUGUCUUGGGCAUCGCCACGGUGGCAGCCAUCACGGGUCUCUACUUAUUCUCCAGGAAGCUGCUUCUGCCCCGAAGGGCUAAGAUGGCCCUCAGCUGCCUGCUAGCCGUGGCCUACGCCCAGGUUGGUUUGGGCAUCAGCACCCUGCUCCUGUAUGUGCCCACACCUCUGGCAGUGACUCACCAGUCCGGCUCGCUGGCAUUGCUGACGCUGGCCAUCUGGGUCCUUGCCGAGCUGCGUAAGGUGGCCAAGUGAAUGCCUGACUCGGCCUUGGUGCUGGGCUGCCGCCGACUGCUGUGACCGGGAUGGACCCCCCCCCCCCUAUUUAUCUGAAGACCUCCUGCUGUUUGACAGCCCAGUCUACUUACUGUUUCCGGCCUUUUUCCUCACGUAAUGAAUCACUCCACCUCUGGUAUUUAAAUUGCCGUCUCAGAUCCUUCUUCUAACUGCAGCUGGGAGUGUUACACCUCUAUCCUUACAGGACUUAUCCUGAAAUAAGGGCCACAGGCGUUGUGCUUUUAUGACGGGUAGUGAUGAUUUCAGUCGGGGGGGGGGGAUCUCCCCGUCAUCUUGGGCCCUCAGAUCUAACAUUUAGCCCAUCGAUCUGACUGCACCUCCUUCUCAGGCCUAGUAAAGGUGUUCAUAGACUGCAGUCAGAAAUGUGUAUAAACACUGCCGAAGAGCUAAAUUAUUACUUAUUCUGUGAAUGUGAGAAAUAAAAUUUUUGCUUUUUGAA
Messenger RNA from Brienomyrus brachyistius, 1759 nucleotides. It is a transcript of the gene cox15, whose product is annotated as cytochrome c oxidase assembly protein COX15 homolog. Gene Ontology annotation, biological process: heme A biosynthetic process. Gene Ontology annotation, cellular component: mitochondrial inner membrane. The transcript has 9 exons. NCBI's taxonomy places the organism in Eukaryota, Metazoa, Chordata, Actinopteri, Osteoglossiformes, Mormyridae. The record is from RefSeq and is a predicted model, not a curated record. Gene Ontology annotation, molecular function: oxidoreductase activity, acting on NAD(P)H, heme protein as acceptor. The coding region runs from base 88 to 1278 and encodes 396 amino acids.